AUGUUGACCGGCAUCGCUCACGUAAAUCUCACGGUGCCCUCAAACACCCUCGAUGAGGCAGAGGCAUUUUACAGCAACACGCUCGGCAUGAAGCGCGUUCCUGUGCCAUCAUUACAGAGAGAUAGGCUUGCUUGUACGACGAGUGCCGCACUGCUCUUGAGUAACCCAGUCACAUUGUCAUCAGCACUCAAUGCAUGCGGAUCUUUGUCCGAGAGUUUGUGGUCGCCUUCUACCUUACCCUUUACUGCUGGUCUGAACGACUCUCUUUCAUACGAAGUCUAUAGUGGACGUCUUGCGAGCGACCAGUUAAUGUGGAUUACACAAUCUCACUCCACAUUGCAGUCAAAGCAUUCUGGGCCACCUGCCCAUCCAGGGCCUCCUCACCAGGCACCGCAAUGUCAGGCUAUGGACGUCCACGGACAAACUCAUCAAGUCAGCUGCAAAGAGAAACUUCCGUCACUCUGCUCUCAAACUGCACCAGCAUCCAACAUCACAUAUGCAGAUAACUCUCCUCCGUACCAGAUUGCCCAACCCGUUGGCUCACAGACACUAGUUGGAUACCGCGACUUUUUGACUUUUCGAUUCAUGGGAGUUCGGUUCGCCGCUGAGCCGGAGAGAUUUACCUAUUCUUCUGUUUAUGAAGGAACAGGUACUAACGAUGCUCUUGAGCCUGCGCCUGAAUGUCUGACUUUGCCAAACAAUGGUUCUACAGACUGCCUGUUCCUCAACAUUUGGACUACCAGUCUACCUGGCCCUUCCGCAAAGAAAGAGCUCAAACCAGUGAUGGUCUAUAUCUAUGGAGGCGGUUUCACAACUGGAUCUGCAAGCAACCCAACGAACGAUGGCGGCAACCUGGCUGCACGUGGUGAUGUCGUUGUCGUUGACAUUGCGUAUAGACUGUCCACACUUGGCUUCCUUGCUCUCGAUGACGGCAUUCAUAACGGCAACUAUUUCCUUUCUGACCAGAUUGCCGGUUUGGAAUGGGUCCAGAAAUACAUCGAAAACUUUGGAGGAGACCCGUCUCGUAUCACCAUCUUCGGCGAGUCGGCUGGAGCAGAGUCCGUUAACGCUCUUAUUGCCUCACCGAAGGGUAAGGAUCUGUUCCAUGGAGCGAUAAUGCAGUCAAAUUACUACCAGCCUUACGUUCCUCUGGCUACUGCUAUCAAUCAAACUACCAAUCCCAUCCUCAACGAGACAGGUUGUGCUACUGUAGCCGAUCAGCUAGCAUGUCUCCAAGCAUAUAAUGCUACUGCAUUACUCAGUCUCAAGACUGUCUUCAACUACCCAGUCGUUGAUGGCACGUACCUUGUGUCCGACUUCAUUGAUCUCAACAGCACGACCACGGUCACCAACCGCGUACCGGUAGUCAUGGGCGUAAACCGUGAUGAAGAGGGCGUGCUCGGAACAGUCUACCCAACGACCAAUCUCACCACUGGUAUCGAUGACCUAGCUGCUGCAGACAAUCUCAAUGCCAGCAGCAUCCUCAACUCUGGCCUGUUCCCUCUUGGCACUAGCCGUACCGACAAUGCGACUCUGGAUGUCUUCAAUACCACGACUCGCAUUUCUACAGAUGUGUCUUUCCGCUGUUUCAAUGAAUUCGAAGCUUAUGCUGGAGUAAAAGAUGGCGUGCUACCUAACAUCUGGUUCUACGAGUUCAAUCGCACAUACCAAGAUCCAGCCUACAACCCGAACCUCGUCUGUGCGGCUCCAGUCACACCAUCGCACCCUUAUGGCGACCCUUCUCAAGAGUACUUCAAGUGCCAUGCUGGAGAUCUUGCAAACACGUUUGGCAAUGUGGCUCGUGUUGGUUUCCCCGAUCGUGAUGGUCUGGAUGCCAAAUUUGGCCAGCUUAUGACUGACUACUGGACUAGCUUUGCGAGAAACCUCGAUCCUAACCCGGAUAUGGAGUAUCUCAAGGCGAGAGGAUAUUGGAACACCAUUAACCAGAUAGAAGUGUCUGGCCCUUGGGAGAAGGUGAAUGCUGCACAGCCGAGGAUGAUGGAGCUGCAGUGGAACUCAAUUAUGAUGCCGUUUAGAGAUGUCGAGCAGUGUGCCGCUUUGGGCUUUCCGUUGACCUACCUCACUCAGUGA
Messenger RNA from Aureobasidium musti, 2091 nucleotides. The record is from the annotation of a GenBank genome assembly. NCBI's taxonomy places the organism in Eukaryota, Fungi, Ascomycota, Dothideomycetes, Dothideales, Saccotheciaceae.